AUGGACCAGCCAUCUGAGAAUAACGAACCAGAGCACAUCACGGAGACAAAUCUGGAAACAGAGCAGAAGACUGCCGCCGAGGCCGAGGCCCUAGAGUCAGAGAAACCCAAGAACGCGGAGCUCGAAAAUCUCAGAGCCGAAAAAGAAACGGCAAUCCGCCAAGCAUGCGACUUGCGUGAUAUUGAUGCAUUAGUCUCAUACGCUACCUCAGAAGGUGGCUUCCUCAAUGAUGAUGUCCGGCGAACAGCCUGGCCUAUUCUUCUACAGUGUGAUCGACGAGGACCCAGUUUCGAUUUCACGGGAUGGGAACAUCUACCUGCACAUAUUGACGAAGAACAAGUUCAGCUUGAUGUGAACAGGUCAUUUGUCUACUACCCUGAAUGCUCUGACCAGGAGCUCUCUAUCAAGAAGGAUGAGCUCUCCAAAUUGAUCAAGCAAGUCCUACGGUGCUUUCCCAUGCUCUGCUACUUUCAGGGCUACCAUGAUAUCGUUCAGGUCCUACUAUUAGUGCUCGGUGGACAAAAUAGCGCUGCUGCUGUGGCACAAAUAUCUCUUCUUCGGAUAAGAGAUUACAUGUUGCCGUCCCUUUCGCCAGCGCUGAAACAUCUAGAGCUGAUUCCUGCGAUCAUUGAAAAGGCUGACCCUGCAUUACGGCGUCACCUCGCCGAAAUCAAACCAUUCUUUGCACUCGCCGCAACUUUGACGAUGUACUCUCACGACAUCCAAGAAUAUAGCGACAUUGCACGCCUUUUCGAUUUCCUGCUGGCCCAGGAACCAGUAGUCUCCAUAUACCUCUUUGCGGCAAUUAUCCUCUCCCGCAAGAAAGAAUUGCUUGAAUUCUCAGUCGAUGAAACCGAUAUGCUGCAUUUUACCCUGUCCAAGCUCCCAAACCCCUUGGAUCUUGAGGGUUUGAUAUCCCUCGCGAUGCAGCUUUUCGAAGCUCACCCGCCGGAAAGUCUACCAUUUGGAGCCUGGAAGCGCAUUCCAGAGUGCAGUGUGCUGAAAUCUUCAAGGGAUCUCGUCAGGAUCCAAGGGCCCGAUGAAACAGUCGACCUCUUCGCGAAACAAGUACGGCAUCUACGUUGGGAGGAGCGGAAGGAGAAGACCAUUGCUUUCCUGUGGAAUCACAGACGGACAAUCGGCUCUGUGGCUGUGACAAUGUUCAUUGGUGCUAUGUCGUUCUGGAUCAAGAAGAGGGGGUUUGACAAUACGAUAUGGGCGUAUGUCAGUAGGUUCCAUGGGGCUCUGCAGGCCCGGGGCUAUCUUUAA
This is a messenger RNA of Aspergillus luchuensis, 1269 nucleotides long. RefSeq names its product TBC domain-containing protein. The transcript has 3 exons. Gene Ontology annotation, biological process: positive regulation of GTPase activity; endoplasmic reticulum to Golgi vesicle-mediated transport. The coding region runs from base 1 to 1269 and encodes 422 amino acids. Gene Ontology annotation, cellular component: endoplasmic reticulum membrane. Lineage: Eukaryota; Fungi; Ascomycota; Eurotiomycetes; Eurotiales; Aspergillaceae. The record is from RefSeq and is a predicted model, not a curated record. Gene Ontology annotation, molecular function: GTPase activator activity.